UACUCUGAGAUUUCUGUGUCAGACAAUUUCCAUGCAACAACCAGGCAAUUCCCUUUGCGAUCUCUAAGCUGUAUAUAUUCUCCUGCUCUCUUCUCCCCUCGAAAAGAUCUCUGGUCUGUAGCUUCUCUUUGUACACUGUCCGUUGAAGGAAGAGCGGUCGCCGAUCAAAAUGGUGUUUUAUAAGGUGGCCGGGGCGUCCGAGUACCUCGCCAUCACCGGUUAUAACGUUCGUGACAUCAAACUUGCAAAGAAGGCCUUCGUCUUCCCGGGCCAGAGAUGCACCAAAUUCGACAUGUCCCCGGUGAACUACACCUUCGAGGUGCAGGCGAUGAGCGCCGAGAAGCUUCCCUUCAUCCUCCCCGCUGUGUUCACCAUCGGCCCCCGUGCGGAUGAUGUGGACAGCCUCCUCAGGUACGCCAAGCUUAUCUCCCCUCACGACAAGCUCUCCAACCACGUGAAGGAGCUCGUGCAGGGGGUGAUUGAGGGGGAGACGCGCGUGCUCGCUGCGUCCAUGACCAUGGAGGAGAUCUUUCGAGGGACCAAGUCCUUCAAGCAGGAGGUGUUCGAGAAGGUUCAGCUUGAGCUCAACCAGUUCGGCCUCGUCAUCUACAACGCUAACGUGAAGCAGCUCGUCGACGUCCAAGGCCACGAGUACUUCUCCUACCUCGGCCAGAAGACGCAGCAGGAGGCAGCGAAUCAGGCGAAGGUUGACGUGGCGGAGGCGAGAAUGAAGGGAGAGAUCGGAUCGAAAGAGAGGGACGGACAUACGAAGCAGAACGCGGCCAAGAUCGACGCGGAGACGAAGAUAUACUCCACGCAGAGGGAUGGAGAAGGGAAGAAGGCAGAGGCAAAGGUGAAGGCGGAGGUGAAGAUAUUUGAGAACAAGAGGGAAGCGGAGGUGGCGGAGGCCAACGCGGAGCUGGCGAUGAAGAAGGCCGAGUGGCAACGGCAGGCGAAGGUGGCGGAGGUGGAGGCGGCCAAAGCGGUGGCGAUAAGGGAUGCCGAGCUGCAGAUGGAGGUGGAGAGAAGGAACGCGCUGAGGGAGACAGAGAAGCUCAAGGCUGAGUUGCUCAGCAAGACUUUAGUGGACUAUGAGAUGAAGGUCCAAGAAGCAAACUGGGAGCUCUACAAGAGGCAGAGGGCGGCAGAAGGCUUGCUCUACGAGCAAGAGAAGCUCGCGGAGGGUCAGAAAGCGGUAGCCGAGGCGGCGCGCUUCGCCCGCCAACAAGAGGCCGAGGGAGAGCUCUACGCCAAGAAGAAGGAAGCCGAGGGGAUGGUCGCACUGGCCCAAGCUCAAAAGCUAUACCUCACCGCAUUACUAGAGGCACUGGGUGGAGACUACGCUGCGUUGCGGGACUACCUCAUGAUCAAUGGCGGGAUGUACCAAGACAUCGCGAGGCUCAACGCCGAGGCCGUCCGCGGCCUGCAGCCGAAGAUUAGCGUGUGGACCAACAGUGGCGAUGCAGCAGCUGAUGGCGGGGCGAUGAAGGAGGUGGCAGGAGUCUACAAAAUGCUGCCACCACUUUUCAAGACGGUGCACGAGCAGACGGGGAUGCUGCCACCUGCUUGGAUGGGCAAAAUGGCCGACACACCAGUUGUUUGAUCAAUUGUCGGACCGCCAUACAUCUAUGUAGCUGUGAAUGAUUAUUGUGGGUGCAACUUCUUUUGAAGCCAUUAGUCUAUGGUCUCAAUAAGGCUGCGUUUAUUGAAUGAAUAUAAUGGCACAGAUUGUAACUCGAGUAUGAACAAAAAGAUCGCCUGCAAUUGGAUGGAGCAUUUAGACA
This is a messenger RNA of Musa acuminata subsp. malaccensis (wild Malaysian banana), 1784 nucleotides long. RefSeq names its product flotillin-like protein 1. Gene Ontology annotation, cellular component: plasma membrane; plasma membrane raft. Gene Ontology annotation, biological process: protein localization to plasma membrane. NCBI's taxonomy places the organism in Eukaryota, Viridiplantae, Streptophyta, Magnoliopsida, Zingiberales, Musaceae. The record is from RefSeq and is a predicted model, not a curated record.